ACAACAGCCUUCUUUCAGCCGUCUGACUGGCAGUGUGCAGCAAAGGAGGCGCAGGGUCUCACAUCGUAUUGAACCUACUUUUAAACCUAGGAAUGGUAUGACGGGAAAAAAAUGAGCAGUUUUGAAACAGAAACUUUAAAACCUUGAUACCAGUAACCAGCUCUAAAUCUCAAUUUUAAGGUUUGUUAUUAUUCAUCACUUAAGUGUAGGUUAAAUUUCAGUAACAUUUUGGUGAAAUUUAAUAUUUUAAAACAUAUUGUGCCUGUAAAAUGUAUUUCCACUCUGUUUAAUUAACUAUAAGUGUAACGUAGUAAACUGUCGGCUGUAUCGUGUGCGAACUGCAAAUCUCACGUACGCAAAUGGCGUAAACUGACCCAGAUACGGUUGGAAACGGAGCGUAAAACAGAAAUGGGUUGUAAUUCAGAAAUGCGCACUUUUCGUAAGCAGAGGCAUUGUGCUCAUUCAAUGAGAUCCACACGGACAAUGUUAUUGGUGCAUACGUUGUUUAUUUACGGCAUCUGAGCACGAUUUGAGGCGCACCUUGCAGUAGGUAAGCGGAGCUUUGGGAAUCGAGCUGCGGACGGGCUUCACAUGACCGCAGCGUUACGGAUUUACCAUAUAUGGGUUUGAACCAGCUCAUUUAGCUCUGAUAGCUGAAGCUAAGGCGAAAAGGAGCACUGUGUUUGGAAAAAGUACACAUAAUGGCUGUAUGUUUACACCUUGUGGAUCCUGGACUUCACACCACAGCUCAGGUAGAAAAAUACUGUUUCCAACGGCCUGCUGUCAAAAGCACAAGCACUAAAUAUGGUGAGGCUGGACCUGGACCAGAUAGUGAUGAGGAGGAUGAAGGACGACGACAUUGAAAUAGUCAAAGCCCUCGUUAAGGAGGGUUGUGAGGGCACAGAGAACCGUCUCAUCUUACACAUUCUCACACGUCCACUAUGCCUCUUCAUCCUGGCGGUCUUCUCCUCAAUCCUGCGCUGCCUCGUCCACUCCUUCAUCCUGGCCCUCGCUAUCCCAGUGUUCCUGCUGAUUGUUUUUCUCAAGAUCACCAUGCCGCGGUCCACGGGGGUACUGGGCAGCAGCCGCCCCUACUGGGACUAUGUGGGCAGCAGCUACAGAGGCCAAAAGGAUGAGAUGCUGCAGAAUCCUUGCUGCCGGAUCAGUGGGAAAACAACAGGCACAAAAAAGCAAAGGCGCAGGAUUGGAUCUAAAGACAAAGACAAGGAGAUUUCAGAGGAGAUCACUGCAGAGAGAGAGCAAGCAGCAGGUCAGGUGUGGGUGGCAGACUGCGAUGGGGAUAUCGUGGGCUGCAUCUUCCGUGAGAGCGAGACACGGCCAGGCGUGAGGAGGAUCUGCAGACUUGUGACGGGCUGCUGGUAUCGCAGAGAGGGCCUAGGUCGACUGCUGGUCCAGAGUCUGGAACUAAAGGAGAGGGAGACCGGUGCAUGGAGAGUGUACGCGCACGUCCCCUACCCGUCCAAGGUGGGGGAAGCCUUCUUCAGGAAAGUAGGGUAUCGGCAUGUGGGGGAGGGGACUAAUGAAGAAGACGAUGAUGAGAUAAAGAAAGAGACUCCAGAGAGAGGUUUUAUGGGAUACCCACUCACUAAGGUGUUCUACAAAGAUUUGUGAUUGAUGAUCGAGUCAAGGCAAUUAAGAAAUGCAAACGUUAGAUCCCUGCUGAGUGUGAUAAUGGCAAAUGUUUACUUGUCAAUGCUUAAAUUAUGGGUUAUUUAUAAAAGUAUUUAUUUACCAUGUAUAAUGACAUCAUUUCAUUUAAAAUGGCAUCUCCAUUUUGAUAAAACAAAUGGUUUUUCUUUAUUUAUUCAUGCAAAAAAGACAUUACCAAGCCUGAGACGUGCUGUACUCUACACGUUUCAUCAAGUAAACUAUUUCUGUAAAAUCUGUUUUCUAAA
Molecule: messenger RNA, 1916 nt
Organism: Girardinichthys multiradiatus
Lineage: Eukaryota; Metazoa; Chordata; Actinopteri; Cyprinodontiformes; Goodeidae
Gene: nat14
Product: N-acetyltransferase 14 (GCN5-related, putative)
Exons: 4
Coding region: 805-1632 (275 amino acids)
Molecular function (GO): N-acetyltransferase activity
Source: RefSeq, a predicted model, not a curated record